AUGGCAUGGCGAGAGCAACUCGACAAGGACUCUAGCGAAGAGGAUACCAGCACUAGUGAGGAUGAGGUGGUAGCGAACUUUGGCGUUGCCUGUCGAGAAUGCCAGGAGGCAUUUCCGUCAAACAACCAGCUACACGGCCAUCUCAAAGCUUUCAACGCUCACGCCGUUGAGGAGAUCCCCACAGUUAUCGAUCUUACGGCUAAGCCAAAGGGCAAGCAGCUAGAAGGGAUAGCCAAUUGCACUGAGACCUGCGUCAAAGCGUAUCUCAGCGCCAACAGCGACACUACGCAAGUCAUCACUGCCGUUGUAGACUCUGGUUUUGGCCGCUCAGCAGUGAACCGCAAGCUACUUGAUAGCGUGCCUCACACCAUCAAACCUAUCAAACAUCUAGUUAUUCGUGGCAUCAGAGGCAGAAAGAAGGUCUCUGAGCUAGCAAAGUUCGUUCUCUAUCUCCGAAGUAACAAGGGAGUCUUCUUGAAACUCGAGAUCAAAGCACUUAUAUUCGACGACCUAGGCACUAGCCUGCUUAUUGGUACCGACUAUAUCAAAGCCUGGAAUCUAGAUAGAAAGCCUAUUGCUGUUAUUCGCCUCCAAAUUACGCGAGAGCUAAUGGCCAACUUCGUUAUUUGUGCAGGCAAAGACUGUACUAUCCCUGCCAACUCUGUAGGCCAGGUUGCUCUCCGAAUGAGUCAUUCUGGCAAGGCAGACUUUCUAUUUACAUCCCAACAUCCUGAGAUACCUAAUGGAGUCGUUUCAGCCACUCAGAACGCGGUUAUGUUCUCUAAUCAGGAUUCUGAGCCCCGCCAGAUCAAGCGUGGCACUAUACUCAGCACAGCAGAGUCGAUCCGCAACAGAAAUUUUGCGUACGCAGCGCAAGCAACUAAGAUACUAAACAGCUUUCUAGAUCAAGAACCACAAAACCGCGCAGGCAGUUUGAAGACCUCACCACAGAAGGCGGAGGACACUAGCGUGGGGUGGCUAGAAGAAGCGUAUCAGCCUCGCUAUCAACAUGAACUGCCUGAGGGUAUCGUGGUCCCUGAUCCCUCUACUUCCACCCAUCGAGAGGUACGCGUUAAUGACAAGCUGCCUCUGGAUCAACAAAAGCAGCUCCGAAAGCUAGCAAAGCGCUUCGCAGUCAUCUUCAACGACGGACCCAGCAUGGCACGUCAGCCAGAAGAAGAGUGGCUACGUAUCAAAGUUGCUUCUGAAUUGGAACGAAAUCUCAAGCCUCGACCUCCUUAUCGUAACGCUCCGCGAGCGAAGCAGGCGAUUGACGAUACGUUCAACGAGAAUAUCCAGCUUGGUCGGAUGGCGCCAGCGAAGCAUUCUCCCUACUCCCUACCAGUUUUCGUGGUCUACAAGUACACCCCAGAAGGAGCUGUCAAAAAGGCAAGACCUGUAGUGGAUCUACGACCUCUGAAUGACGUUGCAGAGUCAGAUGCGUAUCCCUUACCUCUUCAAGAGGAUAUCCUUGCCGCCAUGGCCCUGGCUACCUACAUCUCUUCUAUCGAUUUCGUAUCCAGCUUCUACCAGCACUUUACGCAUCCUGACGACUAA
This is a messenger RNA of Endocarpon pusillum Z07020, 1557 nucleotides long. RefSeq lists its product as uncharacterized. The coding region runs from base 1 to 1557 and encodes 518 amino acids. Lineage: Eukaryota; Fungi; Ascomycota; Eurotiomycetes; Verrucariales; Verrucariaceae. The record is from RefSeq and is a predicted model, not a curated record. The transcript is spliced from 2 exons.